AUGUCGUCACCAAAAGUCAUCAUAGUGUCAUCCGACGAUGAAAAAUUCCCAGUUGAGCCCAAAGUAGCUGAGAAAUCCAUAUUGAUGAAGAACAUGAUUCACGACUUGAACCCCGAUGGCUUGACUGAAGACUUUGAAAUCCCAACGCCAAACGUGAGAGCUAAUGUCUUGUCGAAAGUGUUGGAAUGGUGCGAACAUCACAAAAACACCGUUUUCCAAGAUGACGACGACGAAGAUGCAAAGAAAUCGGUCCCCGUUGAAGAGUGGGAUAGAAACUUUUUGAAGGUGGACCAAGAGAUGUUGUACGAGAUUAUCUUGGCUGCCAACUAUUUGAACAUCAAGCCCUUGUUGGAUAGCGGCUGUAAAAUGGUUGCUGAGAUGAUCAAGAGCAAGAGUCCCGAGGAGUUGAGGAGAACUUUCAACAUUGUCAAUGAUUUCAGUCCAGAAGAGGAAGCGGCUAUUAGAAAGGAGAAUGAAUGGGCCGAAGAUAGAUAA
Lodderomyces beijingensis is the source of this 495-nucleotide messenger RNA. The record is from the annotation of a GenBank genome assembly. NCBI's taxonomy places the organism in Eukaryota, Fungi, Ascomycota, Pichiomycetes, Serinales, Debaryomycetaceae.